Oncorhynchus kisutch (coho salmon) is the source of this 6149-nucleotide messenger RNA. Its product is annotated as netrin receptor UNC5D-like. Gene Ontology annotation, biological process: axon guidance; netrin-activated signaling pathway. The coding region runs from base 291 to 3200 and encodes 969 amino acids. Gene Ontology annotation, molecular function: protein binding; netrin receptor activity. The record is from RefSeq and is a predicted model, not a curated record. NCBI's taxonomy places the organism in Eukaryota, Metazoa, Chordata, Actinopteri, Salmoniformes, Salmonidae. Gene Ontology annotation, cellular component: membrane. The transcript is spliced from 17 exons.
UCUCUUUCAUUCUCUGCCCCAAAGCUGAGAGCUAUUGGCUUGCGCACCUUAAUUAUUUCACUCUCUCUCACACAGUUUGCCCGACCGCCGACACACGGACACCGCGGUCCAUCUGUCUGUAUUGUGAAGCAGAGAUGCAGUCGCUGUUCGCCGUCCUCGGCGACAGACUGGCCCUGUGUAAACGUUAUCAGUGCAGGGUAACCUGUUACUGGUGACAGUCUACGUCGACAAAUGCUCGAGACCCUCGCGCAGCAUACCCGGGUCAGAUUGGGAGGAAGACGACCGGCGCAAUGAUGGGACAGUUUUCGGGGGUAUGCUACCGGAGUUUGGUCAUCCUCUUGUUUCUCGGUUUGCAGUUCCCGGCCACGGCGGCACGAGGUUCCAGGAGUGAUGCUCUGCAGCAUGGCACAUCAGGGACCCUCCCCCACUUCCUGCAGGAGCCCGAUGAUGCCUACAUCAUCAAGAGCAACCCCAUCAAGCUCAAAUGCCGGGCCCGCCCCGCCCUGCAGAUCUUCUUCAAGUGCAAUGGGGAGUGGGUCCACCAGAGCCAGCACCAGUCUCAGGAACACACCGACCAGGGCACAGGGCUGAAGAUCCGGGAAGUGAUGAUCAACGUGUCCCGUCAGCAGGUGGAGGACUUCCAUGGCCCUGAGGACUACUGGUGUCUGUGUGUGGCCUGGAGCCACCUGGGCACCUCCAAGAGCCGCAAAGCCACCGUACGCAUCGCCUACCUGAGGAAGAACUUUGAGCAGGACCCCCAGGGGAGGGAGGUGCCCAUUAAAGGCAUGAUUGUGCUGCACUGCCGUCCACCAGAGGGAGUGCCUGUUGCAGAGGUGGAGUGGUUGAAGAACGAGGAGCCGGUGGGCUCGGAUGGGAAUAUCGACACACGAGCGGACCACAACCUGAUCAUCCAGAAGGCGCGUUUGUCUGACUCGGGAAACUACACAUGUCUGGCCAGCAACAUCGUGGCCAAGAGACGCAGCCUCACCGCCACUGUGGUUGUAUUUGUGAACGGAGGGUGGUCAUUGUGGACAGACUGGUCUGCCUGUAACGUGCGCUGUGGGCGAGGGGUCCAGAAACGCUCCCGUACCUGCACCAACCCCGCCCCUCUCAACGGGGGCACCUUCUGCGAGGGCAUGUCUGUCCAGAAGAGUACCUGUAAUGCCCUCUGCCCAGUGGAUGGUGGCUGGGGAGAGUGGACAGAUUGGACGGUGUGCAGUGUGGAGUGUGCGAGGCAGCGCAGCAGAGAAUGUACAGCCCCGGAGCCUAAACAUGGAGGCAGGCUGUGCGACGGGGCCGCCCUGGGAACAGAUAACUGCACCGGGGGCCUCUGCACUCAGAAUCGAAAGCUGCUACACGACGCCAAGCCACAGGGUCUGGAGGUUAGCAGUGACGUAGCGCUGUAUUCGGGCCUGGCGGCAGGGGUGGUGACUGUGGUGGUGUUGAUUGUGGCAGUGACCCUCUACCGGAGGAACCAGAGCGAGUACGGUGUGGACGUCAUUGACUCCUCCGCCCUCACUGGGGGCUUUCAGUCCUUUAGCUUCAAGACCGCCUGCCAAGGCAACCCCCUGUUGAUCAACUCAUCCCAACAGCCGGACCUAACGGUGUCACGGACCUACACCAGCCCCAUCUGCUUCCAGGACUCCAUGGAUAAAGAACUCAUAUCUCAGGAGCCUUCGCUCUUCGACCCCCUGCCCGACCUCAAGGUCAAAGUUCACUCCUCUUUCAUGGUGUCCCUGGGCGUGUCAGAGAGGGGGGCCGAGUACCACAUCCAGAAAGCCCACCCCCAGACCUUCCCCCGGGGACUGGCGCCCGACUACAGCGGUGUGGGGUUGGAGGGGACGCUGAGAGGAAGGAGGGAGAAGACCCUCCUCGGCCCCCUUGCCCCGUCUACGCCAUCCAUGCCCCCACUCAGGACGGCCGGGGUGUUCGGACACGCAGGAGGGAGGCUGGUGGUGCCCAAUACAGGCGUGAGUCUGUUGGUGCCCCAUGGGGGGAUAGCUGUGGACACUACCUGGGAAAUGUACAUGGUCAUCAACCAGGAGGACAGCAGCAGCAGCACCCUAUCAGAAGAGAGACAGGAGGUCCUGCUGAGUCCAGAGGUCACGUACGGUCCGCUGGGCCUUGACCUCUCCUGUCCCGUCGCCAUGACGAUAGCCCACUGCGCUGAGGUUGCCGCCGAUAACUGGAGCAUCCGCCUCAAGAGGCAGACACGGGAUAACAAGUGGGAGGAAGUAAUGUCGGUGGAGGAGGAGAGCACUUCCUGCUACUGUCUGCUGGAGGCUCAGUGCUGCCACCUGCUGUUGGAGCAUCCAGGGCGCUACGCCCUGGUGGGGGAGCCUCUGAGCCAGGAGGCUGUGAAGAGGCUGAGGUUGGCCGUGUUCGGUAGUGCAGACAACACCAAUCCACUGGGAUACAGCCUCAGAGUGUACUGUGUCGACGACACCCCCUACGCAUUCCAGGAAGUGGCGUCGGCCGAGCGGGUGAAGGGUGGUUGUCUCCUGGAGGAGCCCAAGACGCUGCUGUUCAGGGGAAACUCCCUUAGCCUGCAGCUUUCCAUCCAGGACGUCCCCCAGUUCCUCUGGAGCAUCAAGCCUUUCACCACCUGCCAGGAGUUCUCAUUCUCUCAGGUGUGGGCUAGUAACCAGCACCCCCUGCAGUGUGCCUUCUCAUUGGAGCGUUACAGCCCCGCCUCCUCCCAGCUGUCCUGUAAGAUCAGUGUGCGCCAGGUCAAAGGUCAGGAGCAAAUCCUCCAGGUCUACACCUCCGUAGUCGAGAGUGAAAAGGAGGUAGUCCCCUUCUUCACUCAGUCAGACUGUACCAUCACAUCACAGAUGGGGUCCAGGGCUUUCAAGAUCCCACUUUCCAUCCGCCAGAGGAUCUGUGCCACCUUCGACACAGCCAACGCCAAGGGCAAGGACUGGCAGCUGCUUGCACAGAAACUCUGCAUAGACAGGAACCUGUGUUACUUUGCGCGUCAGGAGAGCCCAUCGGCGGUGAUCCUCAGCCUGUGGGAGGCCCAGCACCAGGACACAGGGGACCUGGACUCUCUGGCCAGCGCUCUGGAGGAGAUCGGCAAGGUCCACUCCACCCACUCCACCUCCAAUAAGACCAGCACGCAGACCACCACAGGGACCACCACAAGGACCACCGCUACCCUGGGCCGCAGCACUGAGGAGCUGGACGCUGAGUUCACCUAACCAGGGGAGGGAUGAACGGAUGAACUGGAGCCCCAGCAAAGGAUCACAAGGCUGGGAAUGAACUAGCCUAAACAGGGGAGGAAUGGCUGGACCCUUACAGUGGAGGAGGUCAUACAGAAGACUCCAGUCAGGGGAGGAUUGGACAGAGAGCAGACAUGACUAAGUACUACAGGGGAACUAAUUAACUACUUUAACUAAAGUCAGACCACCAGGCUGAAUGGAGGGGUAAGAGGGACAAGAUGAUAGGAGAACAAGAGAUGCUGGAGGAGAAGGGUAUAAGGGAGACAAUGAAAAGGGGUGAGGGGGACAAUUGUUUGAGAGGGGAGGGGUGAAGACCAGGGAUAGGGGUACAAGAAGAGAUGGGGACAAGGGAUAGUGGUGCAAGAGGAGAAGAGGUGCAAGGGAGAGAGGGAGAAGGGGACAAGCAAGCAGUGUAGUGGGUUCUAGAGGUCUGAAGGUCCUGCCACGAGAGGGCAGCUACUGUUGUUUAGGUAGAAACAGAUGGAACUAAUUACAGUAACCUAGGGACUACUCCACAACAGAGUCAAAAAGUCAACCACAACUGAACCACAAACCAACAAGUGGCACUCUUUCUAACCUGGACUAUUAAGCCCCACCCCUCUAGUCAUUCCCCUCAAUAGCAAGAAUUCUUUGUGUGACGUGAAUAUGUUGUUGUUUAUUUGAUAUUUACAUUAUCUAUUUUCUUGUGUUUUUCCUUGCACAUUGAAGGUGUGUUAAUGCAUCGGCCUACUGUGGAACCAGAGAGAAACAAGCUCUAUCUAGGUAUUGUUGACAACAUGUUGUGAAAAACAGUCAGUAUUGACGUCUGCCAUAUGAUGUCACAAACAUUUGGGUUACCCAUACACACACGAGCAUACUACUUAGAAUGAAGGAAUGUAUUUGGGCAUACAUUCAGAGUGCAAUGUAUUGGGGCAUACAUUCAGAGUGGUGUGCUUUGUGGUAUAUGCUGAUAUUGGGACGCAGCCAAUAUGUCAUUUUACUGAAUGGCACUGAAAAAGUUCUGGUGUCACACUAAAGCAGUGACAUUAAUUAACAAAUGGCUAUCUGCAGAUGAAUGAAGGAGAAUGUAUGAGGGAUGGUCGAAACAUCCCAGGCUGUCACAUGGGUAAGAUCAACACCCACACACAAACAAGCAGAAUGGCACUUUCCUAUCAGGUGGAGAUUUUUUACCUAAAUGUAUUGGUCAGAAAAUGAAUUCAAGUGAUUAGAGUAUUUACGUGUGCUGUUAACCCUUAAACUCCCACUCCAGUGAUGCCGUAGGCCAAGUCAGGCUAACUAACUAACCCUUAGCCUACUACCACUCCAGUGGUGCUGCAGGCCAAGUCAGGCUAACUAACUAACCCUUAGCCUACUACCACUCCAGUGGUGCUGCAGGCCAAGUCAGGCUAACUAACUAACCCUUAGCCUACUACCACUCCAGUGAUGCCGUAGGCCAAGUCAGGCUAACUAACUAACCCUUAGCCUACUACCACUCCAGUGGUGCUGCAGGCCAAGUCAGGCUAACUAACUAACCCUUAGCCUACUACCACUCCAGUGAUGCCGUAGGCCAAGUCAGGCUAACUAACUAACCCUUAGCCUACUACCACUCCAGUGGUGCUGCAGGCCAAGUCAGGCUAACUAACUAACCCUUAGCCUACUACCACUCCAGUGAUGCCGUAGGCCAAGUCAGGCUAACUAACUAACCCUUAGCCUACAACCACUCCAGUGGUGCUGCAGGCCAAGUCAGGCUAACUAACUAACCCUUAGCCUACUACCACUCCAGUGGUGCUGCAGGCCAAGUCAGGCUAACUAACUAACCCUUAGCCUACUACCAGGAAACACAAACCCAAAUAUUAUUCAACUUCAAAAAGUUGCCCACCCACAUACACACACAAAAUAGGUCAAAAUAAAAAAAGGUAAACUGUGAGAAACAGUGUAUAGAACUGUCAUGGUGUUGUUUCAUGGAAUUUACAGUGUUUUUCACAUGCUAGUACCUAACUAUAGUAAGCUGUCCAGUCUCCUCUACCUAAAGUGUGGGAGACACCAGGCACGUGGCAGAGGUGCUCCCAACGUUGUUACAGCAUUUAAACCCAUCACACACGAUAGCAGGAGCUGCAGCUUGGAGAUGAUGAACUCACACACACUGAACUGAUCUGAAAUACACACACACACACACACACUCUGGGCACAUGCAUACACAGUUCUCCAAUGUAGUGAGAGGUGCAUGCCUAACUGAAUAUCUGGAAGGCAAAAAAUAAGCCGACGGAAAUAUCUAUAGACAUCAGUUUGUGGGUGCAUGUGUGCGCACCUGGACGUGUGUUUGUGUGUCAUGAAUUUGAAGAUCUGGCUUUGUUCCUUUGGAGAAUCCAGCCUAGUGCUAGUAUUUGAGUUCAGUGUGAUGUGUGUAUCUCUCACAAGCUACUGUCUUUAGAUCGGUAUUCCUUUGGAGAAAAAUAAAGAAACAGUACUGAUUUGAGUAAAACGAUAUCUAUGUCAGACGUACUGAGACAUUAGUCUGACAAUUUAUCGCUUUUAUUUUGAGCUGCUGUUUUUACAUAAUCUGCCCUUCCUUAUUAGGAAGAAAUCUAAGAGAUCCUUCCUAGUUCUCAUACUGCAAUUAUUAUAUUUUUGGUUAGAGUAAAACGUAACUAUUAAAAAUAGUUGAAUGAUGAUUUUAUGCUGAAAAUAUUAUUAUGCAUACAGUGAGAGGCAUUUAUAAUUAAAUUAAGCCAUGAACGUUCUUUAUACAUACUCUAUAAUCACAUUUGAUUGACUUAGCUAUGUUUUACAACACUAUACAUGUUCAAUGUUAAGCAGGUGAAUAGUACGAUGAUUAUUAUGCUGCUUAUCACUGUUUAAUGUGUAUUUUUGCUGAUUUAUGUUCUUUUUUUUUCCUCAACAUGAUUUGCAAAUGUUUCAUGUUUUGAAAUAAAUAUGCAGUGAAAUUCA